Messenger RNA from Salarias fasciatus (jewelled blenny), 2268 nucleotides. RefSeq names its product testis development-related protein. Gene Ontology annotation, biological process: spermatogenesis. Bases 350 to 1045 code for a protein of 231 amino acids. Gene Ontology annotation, cellular component: cytosol; nucleus. NCBI's taxonomy places the organism in Eukaryota, Metazoa, Chordata, Actinopteri, Blenniiformes, Blenniidae. The transcript is spliced from 4 exons. The record is from RefSeq and is a predicted model, not a curated record.
CACGAAGCGCGCAUACACAAGCACACACACACACACACACACACACACACACACACAUACAAAAAGACCUCUUACGAAACGAAAUGCGAGCGUCAUCCGGCUCCUGGUACCCCGAUGAAUGAGUUGUUUUCAGAGAAACCCCUCCGGAUUUGCGCCUGGAGAAAAUAACCUGACGGAGUUGAACGCGCCUCGGUGCGUCGCUGCGAUCGCUCCGGAGAGAAAACCCGAACCAAGAAGAGCGGGUUAACUUUUAUCAUUUCUUUUUAAAGAAAUCCUGUUGCCUUCUUCUUCUCCUUUUUUCUUUUAUUAUUAUUAUUUUUUUUUUUUUAUUGGGGCGAUCAGCGGAAGAAUGUUCAAGAAAACCAAGAGUAAAGUGCUGGUGGAUUACGCGUCGGAGGAGGACGACAUGUCCUGGCACCAUCAUCACUCCUACAAGGACAAAGACAUAGAAGGAGAGGAAGAGAAUGAGGAAGCUGUCACUGCGGUAUCCAAGGAGGCCAAGGUGAAGAAGAUCAUGUCCAAGAAAGAGAGGAGGGAGAAGAAGAUGUUCUCCUCUAAAGACGACGAGCACUUCCUGUUGACUGGAGUGAAGCUGACUGACCGCAGGGGGUCUCACAAGAAAAUCAAGGACGAAGAGAAGGAGAAGAAAGACAAGCCAGAGAAGGGCCUCUGCUUCUGGGAGAGCGUCACUAUGACCAUGAGGCAAAUCUCACCUGCCAAAAAACUGGAGAAGAUGGAGGGCUGGGAGCCCCCCCACCUGGAGAACUUAACGGAGACCGUGACUGACGAGCCCCUGGUGGAGAGGAGCCAGAAGGUGGACUUGGCGGUGUCGUUACCUGACUCUCUGAGCGUCCCGCUGGAACUGGCCUCGUGGGGGGGCCGGGGUCUGGAGGAGGACUCCUCCCGCUACGCUAACCUGUCGGACUCCAACGAUCCGGCAGCCGCCGUCAGGUGGACGGCGCGGGCCAAAGUCAGGCUGGCCGGCAUCAGCAGGAUGAGCAGAGGGAUCGUGUCCGAGAGCAGCGCCUGGGAGGGGUUUAAAUAGUGUCAUCUGCCCCCCCCCCCCCCCCCCUUCCCCCUGUACUAUCAAUAAAGAGGCUGACGACCUGAACCAAAAACAUGCCUGUCUGAGUGUCAAGCUGAGCUUUAGAGAAUCAAUACAACUCUAAAUUUCAUCAAGUGAUGAGCUACUGUACUACUUAAACUGUGAUUCCCACUGGGCUGUCGAUCAGAUAUUUAAAAGUCAGAGAACAGAUGCAUUAUUAUGGUUGUUUUGUUGCUCUUAUUUUUGGGGACUGAAUGAAGAAUACGAAAACCUGCUGCUGAGUCGUUAUUGUUUAGCUCUUCCUCUCCACCAUGCACAUUGUUUGGAUCAAAAUUACUCCAUUUAAACAUAAAACAGCAGUAAAAAAAUACGAUAAAUAGAAUUAUAUUACCUUGAAUUUUGACCCAACAAAUGUUAAUUAUUAGUCUUGAGGGUCAGUUUUAUCCUGCAUCCGUUGGGAUGGAUUGAUUUUUGGUUCAGCAGUGCUCAGGCAUGAUCAGCUGUGCUUUUAUAUCUCACUGACCAUGGACCAGGUUUUAAAGGCAGAAUAUGACCAGUGAGUGAGACUUCAGGAUGAUGUGUCUUUAAUGGGCUGUGUAAUCAUGGAGCAGCUCAUGAAACGUAUUUUGAUCUAAAUUAAAGCUGAUAUGAAGGUAGAGUGACAGCUGGCGCUGCAAAGAAGAUUCAAGUGUCGUUAAUAUGAUUAAAUUUCAUAGAAAAUAUGUACAAAAAUACUUUAUGAUGGAAAAUUGAUAUAUGAUGAUGAUAAUACUUACAUGUACCAGUACAGUGCCUUGUUUCAAUACAAAACAUCUGCUAAGCUCCUCAAAGGAGUUUUUGGUUCAUGCAGGUUCAGGGUCUCUCCUGGUUUCCAGUGAGGAAACCAAAGUCUCAGGAUGACGUUACCUGCACCAGCAGGAGCAUCAGAAGGCUUUUACCAUCAAGCAGAUGACUUGUUAAAACCUUGUUCUUAUCACUAUGAUGAAUCGUAUGCAGUCGGGACAAAAUGUAGUUUCUAUGAUUGUAUUUUAGGUCAAAUAUUUGACACAAGCUGUGUGCGCUGGUUCCUUCUCUUCAUUCUGUUUGCUGAAUUGAGUUUUGCCGGCCUCAUGUUAGCUGCAGGUGAACGAAGACACGAUGACUGUGCCCUUAUUUUUUUUAUUUUUUGUGCACCGGUAGACCGGGUCGCACUUUCUUAAGAAUAAAGAUCUAUUCUGACUCUC